Molecule: messenger RNA, 1437 nt
Organism: Effrenium voratum
Lineage: Eukaryota; Dinophyceae; Suessiales; Symbiodiniaceae
Source: the annotation of a GenBank genome assembly
AUGUCGGCGAAGGGUGAGACGAGUGCUUGCGUACCUUGUGGCAAGCCAUGGCGGCAAGUCCUUUUGCUGCUGCUUGGUACUUGGAUGGCACUCUGUGGCGGCAGCCUCUAUGCCUUUUCCAGGUUCGAGGUUCAGAUCAUGAGCCACUGCGGCCUUUCUGCACAGCAGCUAGAUGUGGUCUACGCUGCGGGUCAGGCCGGCGUUGGUUUAGGCAUCAUCCCGGGCACGCUGUAUGAUCUUCGCGGUCCAGCGGGCACCAGUCUCUACGGUGCUGUCUUCACAGCGGCUGGAAAUUUGGGCAUGUCUCUCAUGUUGCAACGAGAUGGCUGCGGUGGUGUGUCAACGCUGGCGCUGUGGUACUUUCUCGUGCAGCAGGGCUCUGUGGCCAUCUUCCAAGCGGGCCUGUUUUCCAACAUUGCCCAGGCCCCGCCAAAGAUGCAGGGCCUUGUCACGGGCAUUGUGUCCUCUGGCUACGGCCUGUCCGCGGCCUUCGUGACGCUCCUCUUUUCGAUGUUUGGCGAUGACGACUUAGAUCGCUACUUCAAAGGCACCGGCCUCAUUUUCUCCUUCACUGGCCUGGCUGCGGCAGCUUUGAUGCCGUUGCUGCACAGCAAAGCGCAUCCUGCUGCUUAUGGCCGACUGGAGGAAGCUAGCAAGGACGAGGCUGGGCAUCGUUCUCCACAGCCCACACUGUAUGGCCGGCAGGACGAGGACUCUCCAGCACCUGCAAAGUUGCCUAAAUCUGCUCCAAUGACGCGGAGUGAGAUUUUGUGCAGGGCCGAUUUUUGGCUCUUCUUGCUCUCCUUCGUCCUUUUGCAGGCCAUUGGCUCUGGGCUUUACAUCGCCAACCUUUCCUUGAUGGGUGACUCCUUUGGCAUUUCUGCAGAUAGCCGAGCAACGUAUGUACGAGCAGUGUCCUACUGCAACUGUCUCGGGCGCAUUGGCAGUGGCCUUGCCAUGGAUGCGCUGGAGAUGCGAGGUGUGCACCGCUCAGACCACAUUCUGAUUACGGCCUGUGGCGUGAUUGUCGCUUCACUAGCUCUUCUUCUUUUGCCAGAGGAGGCGCUGGCAAGCGCAUUGCUCCCUGCGCUGGGGCUCACUGCUGCAGCGUAUGGUGCAAAUUGGGCUAUCAUGCCAUCAUACAUUGCAAAGCGCUUUCAGGGCUCGCAUGUGGGCAUGAUGUUCAACAUCCACAGCGGUCAUAUAGCGCUGGCGGUGCUUCUAACCUCCUAUGCCGUUGGCGGUCUUUAUGAUGCGCAGGCUGCGGAACAAGGCCAAGGCGCCUUCUGCCGCGGGGGAGUCUGCUGGCGCACCUCCUUCGGCCUGGCCGCGGGCACUGAGAUCUUUGCGCUGGCGGUGGCGCUGGUGCUGAUGUGGAAGGUACGGCAUGCUCAAGAUGAGCAGCGUUGUAGCAAGGUAGCAGCCACUAAAGCGUAG